UCCUCCUGUCACCUCAGACGACCCAAAGCGGAGUUAAAAGCGGCUGAUAGCGGAGGAUAACCGAGCAACAGUUAAACUGUCGCCUCUCGUUUGCUUCUUCAGCUUUUUGUUGCAUUUUUUUCUUCCUUCCAAAACUAAACCAGAAACUUUUAAAAAUGAACGAGAGUGAGCCGAGCAGCUACCCGUUGACAGCGUACGACUUCGAGCAACGUUUCGACGAGAGAAGAGCGGUGGAAUGGAUGCAGGAAAACUGGACCAAGUCUUUUAUAUUCUCUGGCCUGUACGCUGCGAUCGUAUUUGGAGGGCAGCACUUCAUGAGGGAAAGGCAAAGACUGAACCUGCGUCGCCCACUGGUGUUGUGGUCACUCAGCCUGGCCAUUUUCAGCAUCGUAGGAGCGGUCAGGACCGGAGCUUACAUGCUGCACGUCCUCACAAACAACGGCUUCAAACAGUCGGUGUGUGACAACAGCUUCUACAGCGCUCCCCUCACCAAAUUCUGGGCCUACGCCUUUGCCCUCAGCAAGGCCCCCGAGCUGGGAGACACCGUGUUCAUCGUCCUGCGGAAACAGCGCCUCAUCUUUCUGCACUGGUACCACCACAUCACCGUGCUGCUUUACUCCUGGUACACCUACAAGGAUCAGCUGGCGGGCGGCGGCUGGUUCAUGACCAUGAACUACAUGGUUCACUCUGUCAUGUACACGUACUACGCUGCCCGAGCGGCCGGCCUGCGGGUGCCGCGUCCCUUCGCCAUGGUCAUCACGGCCUUGCAGAUCCUGCAGAUGGUGAUGGGCCUGGCCGUGCAGGGCCUCGUGUACCACUGGAUGCACGAGUUGCGCUGUCCGUCCCACCAGGGCAACAUCGUGUGGGGCUCUCUCUUGUACCUCAGCUACUUGAUCCUUUUUGCCUACUUCUUCUACAACACCUACCUCAAAGGCUCCCCCAGGGACAAAGGGUCCAAGAAAGAGUAGCGCGCCUCCCUGUGCUCGGGGUCGUAUUAAAGGCUCUGAACAUCCUCCUCUUCUGACUGCAGCUCAGAGAGGAGGACGAUUUGGAGCAUUUUAAUGUGAUCUCACGAUGAAAGCGAGGAGAUUGAGGGGCAUUUCCGUAACUGUGUUUGACUAAAAAUAGCGCUGUCGUCAUUUAAACGAUUGCCUUGUUUACUUAAACUCCUUUAUCUAAAAACAGCCAUAUGAGGGCCAAAUACUGUCAGAGGCGACUGACACUUGUUCCUGUGUUUUUAAAGAAGAAGUCAUUGAUUUAUAUGUAAGAAGAAAUGCUUAAUUUUACUUUAAUUGAGUGAGGAAAUGGUUCGUUUAGCUCUAGUUAGCUUAGCAUAAAGGCUGGAAGCAGACUUUCCUUUCCCUGGAAAACUGACUUAUUUAAACUCUGAACCUUUCUGUUUAACCUGCAAAUUAACAAAAACAUGAAAGCAACAGAUUCUUGACUCCAGCUCUAACAAACAUCUUUUACAGACGGGAGCCUGCUCACUGUCUUUAUGCUCGACUAGGAUAAACAAUCUGCACCAAAUGUUGAACUAGCCCUUUAAAAGUGACACCGGGGGCAGGUAUUAAUCUGAUGCCGUAAAAAUGAGCAUCACGUGGCGCCUGCAGGCGCAGAAACUGUAACACCUGUGUCCGCCUGUGCAGGUUAGCAGGUAACAGGGAGUGAAGACUAAUGCACUAAAUGGCAGAGGAAUGUUUUCAUGCACGUAAACGUGCAGGAAGAAAAGCGAUACGAGUUCAGUUCGGUGUAAUUUUUUAAAUGCUGUCACCACUUUACCUUCAUCUAAAAAGAAAGCCUUCUCUGUCUGCUCCUCUCAGUUUACCUCGCUGGCUUAUACCUGCCUCAUCUUGUUAGCUUAGGUUGGUUUUUUUUGUUUGUUUUUUUAAGGUGUUGGUUUGAAUCGAGGUGAAGAUUCUGAGUCUGAGAGCACAACAGUAAAGUGACCAUAUUCUUAUAAAACGAACACUUAGAGCGGUUAAAUUUAGUGUUGCUGCUAACGCCGUCCACAGCGGUGCGUUGCUUUGCUUCACCCUUUACUGCAGGUGAUGCACUGACCACUAAUAAGUACCUCAUGCAACCCAGCUUUCCUUUAACAUAGCCAAUAUUUAUAGCCGUUUUCACCACGCGUACACUCUGUAAGACGAGGCCUGAGCGAGGAACGCGUUUCUCAGAUGAAAGCCGUUCCAGCUCGAACAGCUGACAGGAAGUGCGUUAAACCAGACGUCCUCCUGUCCCUGUCGUUUGGGUUGUUUUCACAAGUUUACGCACUGUACAGUAUAUGUUUUUUAACGUUUUAUAAGAGAUGACGGGAACGAUUCACUGUUGGGACGGAGUGCAGCUGUGCGAUGGAUUUAAAAAGGAGAAGUGUAGAUGUGAUGGAGAUGCAGACCUGUAGCUUUAACUCAGAGGUUUAACAAAAACAUUCCACUUCUAUGGUGCACAUUUAUUAAAAGCGAUAAAAAGCAUCUGAAAACUGUUUGCACUGUUUGAUUCUCUGAUUGAGCAGCAGCAGUUAAACCAGAUUGUCUCGUGUGAAGUAUUUAGCAGACAAACAAAAAGGAUAAACUGAACAUAAUGUGACGUAACAGGAGAGGUUUUUGUAUCUUGCAACUCCUACGAGGUCCAACCACUACGUUUGCCUUUUUAUUGCCGACACUUGAUUCCUGAUGUUUGUGUUUAGUUAGAAAAAAAGCUUUAUUUUGAUCCAUCCUUUGUGACUUUGCCCUGUGCUCAUGUUGGUUUUGGUUAUUUAUUUUCCUUUUGUGCUUUAAAUUAUUUGAACAAACUGAUACCAAACAUACGGCAGAUGACGAGGACCAAAUUUAUGUGGCGAUUGCCGCUGACUGUGGUGGCACUGUGGUGCUGCUGCUCUUUAUGACCUGCUAAAGAGGAGGCCACAAGGCGCUGGUGUCUGUUUUUUAGAUGAGAAGGAUGUGUUUUCUUUACGUUUUCCAGCAGGUGUGAGGUUUACUUGGCAGGUGUCACAUUAGGAAACGGGUUGAGUUCAGUUUGCUCCAUCCACGCUCGUGCUUACACCGCUUUGGAGGGUGAACUGCGACAGUGUUCGUGUUUAAAGUUGUGCAGCACAUUUUCAAACCACGUCCUGUUUAACGGGCCUGUGCUCGCCACAGAAGCUGCUCGCCCUGGUUGGAAACGUGUGUGCUGAGCGCUGUGGUUUAAAACCUGUGUGGAGACUUUUGACUUGGCGUGACGGAGCUGAUGUUGUGUUUGUGUCUCUAGUUGAAUUCCGAUUGUUCAGGACUUUGUGAAUUACAGUUUGUCACGCUGACGCACCAUCCGUGAGAAACGACGUAGUUCUGAUAAAAGCACCGUUUUCAGAUGCACUUAUUGUUUCAGCAUCAACCAGUUCUAGUAGUUUUUAUGUGAUUUAAUGUAAAGAGCACUGAACACUGUUUGAAACGGCCUGCAUUUUUAAAAUCUGACACAUUGUAACGCUGUUAAAACUUGAACUUGGUGUGCCAACAUGCUUCUGUUUAUUUUCUGUCGUGCUUUACUUGUUUUGUUGUCUGUGCUUUGUUUCCUACUGAUUUUUACUCCCUGUGGUUUCUACUGGAAAAAGGGCUUCGUGUCGAAACGUUAUAAUAAAAGU
This is a messenger RNA of Pelmatolapia mariae (spotted tilapia), 3613 nucleotides long. Its product is annotated as very long chain fatty acid elongase 6-like. Gene Ontology annotation, molecular function: fatty acid elongase activity. Gene Ontology annotation, biological process: sphingolipid biosynthetic process; fatty acid elongation, polyunsaturated fatty acid; fatty acid elongation, monounsaturated fatty acid. The record is from RefSeq and is a predicted model, not a curated record. Gene Ontology annotation, cellular component: endoplasmic reticulum; endoplasmic reticulum membrane. The transcript has 4 exons. Bases 156 to 968 code for a protein of 270 amino acids. NCBI's taxonomy places the organism in Eukaryota, Metazoa, Chordata, Actinopteri, Cichliformes, Cichlidae.